ACCUGUUACUAUUUGGACAUCUUUGUAUUAACUUCUGUUGUUCUGUUUUUGUUUAUAUAUAAUAAAUAUAUGGCCUAGCCUUCAAUGUGCUACAGAAAAGCUUUUAGUAUAUUUCUUAGCCUAAUCCCAAAAGGAAUUAAAAUGUUCCUAGGGUAAUUCCCAGAGUUCAGUUAAACUUUUCGCAUAUAAUUGUUCAAUUUUUUAUUAGACCAUCAGGAAUUUUAACCGUCUUUGGAAUCCAAUCUAAAUUGCAAGAAAAUUUCCCAAAACAUUUUAGCAAUGACAGCCUGCGUAAUUUUUUUUUUUUUUUUAGGUUGCUACCUAUAUGUGUCAAUCUUUAAAACAUGUACAUAUAUACAAUAUAAAAAAUGAGUCAUCGUUUAAAGAAGAAAGACUCCCCUACCAGUUUAGCGUUCACACAAGAAAAUGUGGUGAAGUUGCUUAAUUUGACCAAAGAUUCUACACUUUGCAAUGACUUUAGUGUCAUUUUAACUUGUGCUACAAAUGGAAAAGAUCAAUUGAGCUAUUUAAAAGAGUUGAGUGGAAAACUAAAGAAUGGAGAGUUGCAAGAUAAGCAGAACAUAUUUUUACUUUGUUCAAUGUUUGUGCAAUGUAUGAGUCGCCACCCUAUGAGAAGGACUCUUGCUGCUAUUCUUCAAAGUAUGUCUCAGGAGGAGUGCUUGAAAAAAGAAGUAAAGAAGUGUAUGUCAGGCAUUUUAAGUGUGGUAUUAGCUUUAGAUAAGGACGCCAAUCAAUCAAUAAGAGAAAACACUGAAAUAAUUGCAGGGCUGAUGGAGAACUUUAAAAUUGGUGAUGAAAUUGUACAAGACAACUAUAAUUUAGUUUUGGUGUAUCUACAGCAUGCUCUACAACAAAGCUUUGAAAUGAAAAUGGAACAUAAGAAUGCUGUUCAACAAACGCAGUGGAUGCAGAAUAUAUUGGCAAUUUUAAAAACCACUGUUGCAGGUGUGCAAAAGUGUGAAAAUUUAACAAUAGACUUUGAAGGGAAACACAGUAACUUGUUGUUGUGUUUAAAAGGAUUUUUAACGUUGGCAACGAAUAUAAUCCAUCAUAAUUUCAUCUUGGAUUGCCAGUGUGCAGCUGGUAUGUUGUUUCCAGGCAUUGCCUUGCUCUUACCUGAAAACCCGUUUAGUCAGUUUGUAAUGUUUAUUUCACACUGGAUUAAAUAUGGAAAUGAAACAAAUUUUACCUUUAAACCAUGUGCACUAACGAAAAUUCUACUUGAUGCAGUUAAGUCAUGUUUUGAUUCACACCCAACACGCAUGUUACUAUUACUACAUUCCCUGCUGGUUAAAUUACCUGUUAAGACUCUUCACAACAAUCACAUUGGUUGCUCGCCGAGCAUGUUUGAAGAGAUCUUUAUAGAAAGAUUGAUUGAUAAUAUGAAAACAAUUCGGGAAAAGAACUGUCUUAUUCUUUCCUUCAAAACGAUUGCAUUUUGGGUAAAUAUGGCACAUAAGGAGAUAGAAAAAGAAGAUUUCUCUCCUCACCUGAUCGACAUUUUAACCUCACAUGUUAUUUCGCAUUUAUUCACAUAUAUAGAUCAUAAGGUCGACACAAUUCGACAUAUUGUUAAUGCAACUACUAAAGAAUGCUUCUUAAUUCUUACAAAAACUAAUAAAAAUGAAAUCAUUGAUACCAUUGCGAAAGAAUACUUUAGUACUGAUCUUAAAUCCCGUGGUAAUAUUUCAAUUAUAUGCCACCUUACUGAAUUCGCUCGAGUUGAGAAGAUUUUGAAUAUUUGCCCAACAUUGGCUAUUGACGUAAUUAAUUUAUUAGCCAAUGUUGAUCUGGCGCCUCAUGCUUGUGAUUUGUAUAAUCUACUUUCAAAAAAACAUUUUCAUGAAGUUCAACAAAGUUCAAAAAAUAUUUCAUACUGGAUUACAAUGUGGGUGGACAAUAUUUAUUCUGCUUUGUCUGGUGACAAUAAAGAAAUUAAAACAAACUUGGUAGGUUACGUCAUACCAUCUCUUUUAAAAGUGCAUCCUGACAUUAUCAUCAACUUGCUUAACGGUUUGCAAGAAGAUAAAAAAUUGGUUCAAACAAGAAUUCUUAUUGUUUUCUUGAAGUCUCUACGAGCAAUGAAGAACAUGGGAAAAGAUAACAGCCUACCUUUUGAUACUUUAUGUGGUACAGGUGAAAACAAAUACAGAUGGAGAAAUCUGAUUGAUUUGAACCAUAUGAAGAUGUGCUUAACACACAUGGAUGGUCAGAUUCGACUUGAUACCUUAUCACUUAUAUGUAAUUCUUCUAAAACAACAGACGCUGUUUGUCACGAAGAUGUUGUAUUGUUAAAAUAUUUUCUUAACUACAAUAUGGCAAGUGAGAGUCCGUCUUUUAGGCAACAAACUGUUACAAAUUUAAAGAAAAUUUUACUUCGCAUUGUAGCACACAGUUUGCAAAUGGAAAAAGCAGGCAUGCUGACCGGUCAUCGUGAUCAUGUGGGUGUGUAUGGUCAAUUUUUGUCAUGGCUUAUUUCAUUUUGUUUUGAGAAUCUUUAUUCUUCUGCACCGUAUUGUCAAGUGUCAUUGUUACUGGAAGUUUUGUUACUCGUAUCAGCAAUUUUACACGACUCCAAGGAUGCAAUAUUACUUACAUUCAUCACAAUUAGUGACAGGGACAAAGUUGGCUUUACUGACAAAUUAAUCAAUUGUUUUGAUGAUACUUAUGAUCCAAACCGUUUAAUGGUUUAUCGUAUAUUUGCCUUCCAACCAUUAUUUGCUACCAUUUUGUCAAACGCAAGAGCGCGUUCCAUAUAUCAAAACACAUUAGAAAGAGUUUCCAGUCCACAGCCUGACAUUUCGUCUAUAGCUGCGUAUUAUAUCAAUUUUUUGGCGUUAACUAUUUGUAAAGACAAUUUGAAGAGUGUUUAUGUUGAUUCCGAUGAAAAACACCUUAUGAAUGAACAUUACUUUAAUUCGUCCAACACAGUUUUAUUUUUUCUGGACAAUUCAAUGGCCGUGUUAAAAGAUCAACUAUCUGUGAUGAAAAGCAGUUUGGUUUCAUCUUCUCAAAAUGCACCUCUCUAUGGCAUUCUUUACUGUAUUAGAAUGCUGUUUCAAUUGCAAGGAGAAAAGAUCAAACAAGGUGCUGAAAGCAACUUUUCGGCCUUUGCACAAUUUUUGCAGGAUCUUGUGGAAGCUGGUAUAGAAAUUAUUGAGUAUGUGUCACCAUACGUGUCAAGUGAUGCACCAGAAGGUCACCUCUGCGAUGCUAGUUUAGCUGAAGUCUUUCAGCAGCUUACUCUUGAUGAAGUGGACACAAACAAAAUUGAAUUCCAAGCUCAAGUAGCUCGAAUGUUGCUUGUGUGUUGUUGGCGAUCUAUGAAAGAAGUUUCUUUGUUGCUUGGAGUAAUUGUUUCUAAUUUUUCAAGUGUUUGUUCAAAAGAAAACAUUCUUUUACCGAAAUCUCUCAUACUUAAGAUGUGGGACAUGUUUUGUAAUAUUCUUUUGCGUUCUAAACACGCUGGAGCAUACGAACUAGCCAGCUUAGGAUUUAUUAAAUUAUGUUCUGUUUUGUGGUCAUCGGAUGAUGUUCAAUUACAAGCGAUACCAAGCAACUCAGUGAAGACAUUAAUUGAAGAUUUAUUGUCGCGUACUCAAUAUGACAAUGCUCAAGUAACACGCCGAAGCGCAGGCCUGCCAUUUUAUCUUCAAGCGCUAUGUACAACAGAGCCGGCAAUCAAAGCUAAGGAAUCUCUUACGUUUCUGAUGGUGUCUCUAACAGAUCUUUGUAAGAGUAGCAUGGGUAAACAUGACGUUAAUAAAUUGGUCAUAUCAUUAAACAUACUUCGUGCUUUUUACAAAGAUACUAAGUUAUGUGAAGAUAUCUUUCCUUACAUUAGUGAUGGUGUUGUGAUAGCUGUGAAGGGCUUUUCGUCCUCCAAUUGGGCGAUUCGAAAUUCCUGUACGAUACUGUUUAGUGCAUUGAUGCAGAGGAUCUUUGGUGUUAAGAAAUUUAAAAUGACUGGACGAGAGUUUUUCUCCAGAUUUCCUGCUUUGUUUACUUUCCUUUUGGAACAAGCUAAUGUUAUGGUGCAGAAGACGACUACAGAUGAAGCGAUGAACGACUACUUGCAUCCUAGUAUCUUCCCUGUGUUGUUACUGCUGUCUCAUCUGUAUCCUGCAACUCUGGAAGGCACGGAUUCAUUGAUGCAUUUGGGAAAUUUCGUGCCACAUGUAAGACGGUGCGCAUCAAGUUCUGUUUACAAAACGAGGACCAUGGCAGCUAAAGCUUUCACGCCUUUAAUUUCCGUGCAAAAAUCAACUUCCUGCAUGCAACAGCUGGUUUGCGAAAUUCAAGAAUUGAAAAACGAUGACAAAACUGUAACAGAUCAGAACACUUUGCACGGGUUAUGCUUGCAGUUAUGUUCUUUGUUAGAGAGAGACUUGGUGACAGCAACUUGUGAAGACCUUGAAACAAUAGUUAGCACAUGUUCGCAGCUUUCAUGGAUUUGUCAGUUUGCUGGUGUUUGUUUCGUUACGAAAGCUGUCUACCUUGAUAUCGUGUUGUUAUUGUAUCAUACAGAUAAAUUUGAAGGCUACAAAAGUGUGCUGGUGAAUGUAACACUAUACCUAAUGGAGACGGUUACUGCACCUGCAUCUGAGAAAAUCGGAUAUGCGUUGUUUUUAAGAAAUGCCAUAUCUUUUGUGUGUACAAUCUUGAAGACAAAAGGUUGUGUAGAAGAAUUACAGUGGAAUCAUUUAAAGGGUAGCGGAGAGAAAUCCACACAAAGUCUAUUGCAUACCUGUGCAGUACUAGUAAAGUCGCACCAUGUAGAAGUUCGAUCAACUGUGCUGCAGUUGAUUUGUGACUGCCCAACACUUUUCCACUAUGUGCCAUCAGAUUUUUUGACAGCUUAUAUGGAAAUCACAUUUCAACACGAUGUAGGGGACCGGUCUUAUCCAAAGAUGAUUGAAGCACUGGCCAGUCUUCUUGCCAUAGAAAAAGAUGCAGACUUUGAUUUAUGUGUUCAGCUUUGGAAUAAGUGGUAUAAUCACGCUUGUGUAUAUGGAAGAAUUAGCGAUACACACCGGGUAGCAGUGGUAAAGUUUUUAGCGGUGUUCUUGAAACUAUGUAGAUCAUUGUCGCAGGAGAUCGACAGCCUGACUACUGUUUUUAACCAGAUGUGGUGCUUUAUUGAAGAAAGUUCUCAUCCGAAACAAUGUAACGAGUCUCGGCAUGAAGUUGCUAAAAUGCUCUAUUUGAAGCCAGUGGACAAUGUAUACAACUACUUCAUAUGUUGCAUCAACUUGUUGAAGGAUAGCGACGCGGAAAUUCGAGAGGCUGCAGCUUGCAAUGUUUAUCGUAUCGUUCGUCGCUCUUCGGAUGAUGACUUCUACAGACCGCAGCCAUCGGUAGUUAUUGAACUUCUUUUCAACACGGUUAUCUCUAAACAAAUAAGUGAAGAUGUGAACCGGUGCACGGCAUUUUUGAUACGUACCAUGUUACAAAUCGAGAGUACUGGUAUUAAAGAUGCUGUGCGAGGUAAUUGUGAAGUGGUAAAUAGUGCCUUGAGUAAUCGAAAUGAGUUGCUGAAGAAAUUUGUUGUUUUCGAGGAAGGUAAAGAUAAUCCUUACUACGAUGAGGUUGAAAUUUGUCGUCUGGCGUUUCAAGUAUUAACACAGAAUAGAUUGAAAUUAAACAAUGAAGACAGUACCAUAGCCAGCCUGCUUUCUUAUUGUCAAAGCUACGUUGACACUAAUAAGUAUUCUUUUAGAUCUAAUUACAUUAGAAAGUUUUUAGAACAUGUAUGUAUCUAAAAUUAUAUUUUACACUACUUUUAAAAAAAUAGUUUUACUAAUGACCUUAGAACGUCCCUGA
Molecule: messenger RNA, 5844 nt
Organism: Hydractinia symbiolongicarpus
Lineage: Eukaryota; Metazoa; Cnidaria; Hydrozoa; Anthoathecata; Hydractiniidae
Product: thyroid adenoma-associated protein homolog
Exons: 17
Coding region: 369-5783 (1804 amino acids)
Biological process (GO): tRNA methylation
Cellular component (GO): cytosol
Source: RefSeq, a predicted model, not a curated record